Menidia menidia (Atlantic silverside) is the source of this 8943-nucleotide messenger RNA. NCBI's taxonomy places the organism in Eukaryota, Metazoa, Chordata, Actinopteri, Atheriniformes, Atherinopsidae. The record is from the annotation of a GenBank genome assembly.
AUGGAUAGAAAUUACCCGGGAACAGGAUUCGGUGAUUUGGGCGCAGGAGCAGGAUGGAGUUACGACAGAAAAGCAAGUCUUGUAUAUGGGAGUUCCAGAUCAUCCCACCCUGAGUCUGAGCUCCUUCACAGACAAGCCUACGCCACCCCACACCCUCUGCAGGGCUAUGCCACCAAUCACCACCCUGGGAGCUCUGGCCAAGGCGGGGCUUGGGGAGCAGCUGGACGGAGUUUGGGUUUGUCUGGGCUUUUUGACACUGGUCUGCACCAUGCCAGCCCCUCUGCCCCCGAUGCCUCGGUGAUGAAUCUGAUCUCAGCUCUGGAGUCCCGGGGUCCCCAGCCUCCACCCUCUGCCUCCUCCCUUCUCUCCCAGUUCCGCACGCCAUCAUGGCAGACAGCGAUGCACACGCCUGCUCCUCCUGAACUUUUCAUCUCUGGAGCCCUUCCUGGCUCUGGUUCCUUCCCUUCCUCUUCAGCUCUAUCAGCAUAUCAGCAUCCAGCAUCCUUCUCCAGCCGCUCUUUCCCUGCCGCCUCCCUUUCCCUCCAGGACACACCCACAUUUAGUCCUACAUCCAACGGUCUCCUCUCCCCACAUGAUCCCCUAAUACACAUCAAAGCCCCAUCCCAGUCCAGCCUGGGUUUUGAUAGACUCCUGUCCUCACAGGGUGCUGCUGCAGCUGCAUACAGGGGCAGCCAGGAUCCCACAGGUGCCAGCUCAGCCCAGGCGUCCUCUGCCAGGCACCUGCAGUCCCAUCAGUUCAAUCUGCUGUCAUCACAGUUACAGGAUCAGUCCUCCCAGCUGUAUAAUCCAUCAGUCUUUUCCUCUGCGCAGCCCCAGCCUCAGUCCCAGGCGCAGUCCAACUCGGCUCAGGAGAGGGCCGUGCCUCGGCAGGACAGCGUUAUCAAGCACUACCAGCGGCCGACGCCAGCUCAAUCGCAGCUCUCAUCCUCAGCUGCCCACUCCCUUCAGCACUACCUCAGCUGUGGAGGGGUGGGGUACCAACAGAUAGCCACCCACCACAGGCAUGCUGGCCUUUCAUGUAGCCCGUUGGGUGACCAGAGCCCCUCAUCUGACCACAAGACCAGCUCUCGCACUGAGCAGUAUCGGCCAAUCAUUCAGCCUCCCUAUUCCUCAUCGUCAUCCUCGUCCUCUUCAUCAGCCGGAAAAGGUGCCAAAAGCAGCUCUAGUAGUGGCUAUUCUUCUGGCAGCUCUGCAUCCUCCUCAAGGACCCCUCACACCCCCCCUUCCGCUUCUUCGACCUCCUCUUCUUCGUCCUCUUCUUCUGCCACUUCAGGGGCUCAUCCGUCCAAUUCGAUCCCCACCUCCAGCUCCAGUGCAGCUCCUUCUAGGCAACAGCCCCCCCCACAACCGGCUCCGCCUCCCCCUGCCCCGCAGCAGCCACAGCCCCCUGCCACAUCCACCACAGCCCCUCAGUCUCUCCCCAAAUCCUGCCUGUCAGGCUACGGCUCUCCUGUGCCACCAGUAAAGACCCCCACCUCUGCUCUUACUGGGCAGACACCACCACAGCAACAGACACAGUCGUAUUCCCCCAACCAGCCCCCGACGUCCCACCUGGCUCAGUCCUAUGGGGGAUUCAGUUCGCCACAGGCCCAAGACCUGAGCUCUGGUACUGGUGGGAAGGGCUAUGGGAGUUUAGGUGGGCGAAGCCAGUCCUAUUCCACUGAUUUAUAUGGGGCCGAUUCCGCUUAUGGAUCACUACCAUCUUCUCUGGGUGGAGCCGGUAGCCCAUCGUUAGGCUACGGAGCCCCAGGUCACUCGCCCGCCCUUUUAAGGUCCAGCGGCUCAUCGGGUAGUGGAGGAUCAGGGGCAGGAAGCAGCAGUGGCACAGGGAGUGGGAACUCUGGGUCAGGAGGAGGAGCUGGAAAUGGUAUGACCAAUGAGAGAGGUGGAGGAGGAAGUGGUGGAGGCUCGUAUCAUAUCCCAGACUCUAGCCCCUCCCCGUCAGGUAACUCGGGGAUCAUCCGUCCAGGGUUGCACUCCCCAGUGCCUAACUGCCCCACUCAGUCUCCUGGAGGUGCUGGCUCAAACAAAUACAUCUCUUCGGUUCUCUCGCCCACUUUUCUGUCCUCCCCACAGGGCUUCCCGGACACCAGAGGCCCCCCCUCCCAGCCCCAGUCAUAUCAUUCCACCUCCUCUAAAACUAAGGCAGAUACCUCAUUGUUAGGAGUGGGCUCUCAAAGAUCCCAGGAUGAGGUGGAUGAUGACGAUGAGUUCCUGAUUCAGCAUCUGCUUCAAGCCCAAGCAAGUCCUGCCCCUCAGGCUGCUCACCACCACCCCCAGCAACAGCCCCCGCAGACAUCCCAGCAAGCACAGCCCCAACCCCAGUCGGUGCCCCCGACCACUGACUCUGGGAAAGGGAUGAGUUACGACAUGGGUAAGACCUCUGAGGAGAGGUACCACCCCCAGAGUGUUAUACGCACCCACAGUGCCACAUCCACAGCCGGAGUGCACUCCCACCUCCAUCACCAUGACAACCUUGGCUCAGUUGUCCACUAUGGUCGGGGUGACCCAUACACCCAGCACCCCCUGGCCCCGCAGCACUCCUCGCACAGUCAGCAUUUGUCCUCGCACUCCCAGAUGCCACCACACACCCAAAUGGAGCUCCAAAAGAAGCCGCAGGAGCGCGCGGAGAUCCCCUAUCCCCGGAAGACCCCGGAGCUCCAGCAGCAUUCUCAGUCUCAAGCCACCACGUCCCUCAUGGACUCCCCCACCGACCAGUCCCGCCAGCCGCCACACCUGCUCCAGUCGGUGCUGUCCCACACCACCCGCAACAAACUGGAGCCUCAUCAGCAACACCAUAAGAUGGACACACACCAACAGCAUCAGCAGCACCACAAAAUGGACUCGCACCGCCAACACCAACAGCACCACAAAAUGGACUCCCACCAACCGCAUCCGCAGCAUCCGAAAAUGGACUCCCACCCUCAGCAUCAACAGCACCAAAAAAUGGAUUCCCAUCAACAUCAGCAGCACCACAAAAUAGACUCUCAUUCGCAGCACCAACAGCACCAUAAGAUGGACUCUCACUCCCAGCAGCAGCACUCGAUGAGCCAGCAGCAGGCCGUAAUGGAAGGUGCCGGCGGGAGGCUCGGCUCAAGCAAACACCAAGCUCAGGCGCAGUCCCAGGCCACCCAGCUGCAGCUGCAGCUCCAGUCCCAGGCUUUGGAAGUGGCGGCGGCUCACUACAACCACGGGCCGCAUCAGCACGAACCGGGCCAAGUCAAGCAGAGCUCGGUGGUCUCGUCCUUGGACAUGCUGGAGCGGUCCCUGUCGCAGACGUCCAGCAGCGAUGUGGGCGUGUCAGAGGACCGGCGCGGCGGGCCGGGCAGCGCGGGGAGGAGCGGGGGCAGCGGCGAGCGCCACCGGCAGCAGCCGGAGCAGCAGAGGCAGCACCCGCCGCACCACCACCCGCAGCAGCACUCCGCCUCCGAGCUGCACUCCUUCCUCUCCGAGCCCGACAUCGGCCUCUCCACCCCCUCCCACAUGCACCACCUCUCGCAGCACCACGCGCAGCAGCAGCACCCCACCUCUCAACACCAACAAACCCACCCGCACCACCAGCCCCACCCGCAGCAGCCCCCCCACCCCCACCACAUACCCCCACCCUCUGCCUCAGCCCACCCCCAGCCCCAGCCAGACCCACAGCAAUCCCUCUCGAGCCAGCUCACCCCGCAGCAGGGCCAGCUGGACCAGCAGCACUCAGAGCAGCACCAGUUUGACACGGUCAGCCCAGUGGAGAAGGCCGACCAGGGUCAACAAAGCAACCGCUUUGUACCCUUAACCUCUAUCUGCUUUCCCGACUCCCUCCUCCAAGACGAGGACCGCUCUUUUUUCCCAGGGAUGGAAGACAUGUUCUGUGCAGAGGACUACAAGUCCAGCUGCACCGGUGGCGGAGGACCGGGGCAGGAGGAGAUGAACGAAGGCCACGCAGGGCAGGAAGGAAUGGAUUCAAUGAAAGCUGGGCAGAGUGCAGGAGGAGCCGGGGGAAGCGGUGGCCCCAGCUAUGACAUGAUGGGUCACCAUGGUGGAGAUCAGGGUUAUGAACCCUACUGCCAUGGCCUGGAGGAGCCCAGUAACAACGCUAUGACUCUGGAUCUAGACUCUCUCAAGACACACGAGCUUCCUUCCACUGUCAACACCGAACAGUUAGGCCUGAUACAGUCCCAGGCCCCAGCUAUGGGCAUGGGCCCCAGUUCAGCAGGUCCCAACAACUCCGGAGCCAAGAUGUCCUCCGGCCAGGGAGGGCCAGGCUCAGGACCGGGCUCUGGAGGCCUCCAGUCUCCCAUUUUCUGCUCUUCUCGUCCCAAGAAGCUCCUUAAAUCCAGCUCUUUCCAUCUUCUGAAGGAGCGCCGGGACCCCAACACACUGCCCAAGAAAAGUUACGCUCAAGAGUACGAGUUUGAGGACGACGAGGACAAAGCUGACCAGCCAGCAGACAUACGGUUGAACAGCCGCCGGCUGCCCGAUCUUCUACCAGAUCUGGUGUCCAGCUGCAGAAAGGGUGGAGGCGGAUCCCUCAGCCCUUUGAUGGGCGACAUCGAUUUUUACCACUCCUCUGGUUACUCGUCUAUGGGCGCUCACUCUAUUCUGCCUCCAGAGGGGCCCAAAAAGAGAGGCCGAAAGCCCACAAGGCCCAAAAGAGAGGGCCCCCCAAGGCCAAGAGGCAGACCUCGCAUCCGCCCCAUGCCUGAGCCAUACACCUCCCGAGGCAUGCUGGGGGAUAUGGGAGCAACUCCAGUCGGAGGGGGAUUCAGUGUGGAGGGACGAGGGCAGAACACUCACUGUUUCUUCUUUAUCAAGUUACCAAUCGGCACCCUGUCUUCAUCUGACGCCUUGCUGAGGACAGACUCUUUGUCUGGCACCGACCCUGCUUUGUCAGACGGCUCAGUUGGCUCGGCUCCCUCUCUUGGUUUAAGUCCUGGACCCCCUUGCAGUACUGAAAGCAACAGAAGCCAGGACAAGACCAAACAGAAAAGCCAGAUGAUCAGUGAAGGAGUGGAUGAAGAGGGACUGGAGGAGAGGGUGGAUGAGAAAGACUCGGAGUCCAAGGCUGGAUUUGUCGCGUCGUUCUUGGACUUCCUCAAGACUGGGAAGAGACCCCCAGGUUUGGACAUCUCCCCAGGAAUGGAGCAUGACAAUGGUGAAACCUCCCCCUGUAAAGCCGGGGGUCUGCGUCCACUGUCUCCUGCACCACCCCCACCUCCACCACCACCUCCUUUCGGGGACGGUGAGGGGAAUGGGGGUCUUGCUUUGGGCAACUGCCCCAGCCCAAAGCGUUUAGAGGACGAGCUGAAAAGGAACCUGGAGACGUUGCCCUCUUUCUCCUCUGAUGAGGAGGAUUCGGUUGGAAAGAACCAGGACCUCCAGAAGAGCAUCUCUUCGGCCAUUUCGGCUCUGUAUGACACGCCUCAGCUAACGGCAAACCUCCAACCCACGUUACCUCCUCCACCUCCUCAGACUCAGCCCACUCAAGCCCCUCUUGGCUCCCCAAUGCAGCCCCCCACGCUUAGUCCCCAGCCGACCGUGCACACCCCCCACACCCAGCCCCAGUCCAAUGAACCGGAUGUCCUGCAGCCAGAGGAUGGAGACAUGGAAGAGAGCAAGGAGGAGGAGAAUGAAGAGGAAAGAAGCAUCACAGGGGAGGAGGAGGAGGAGAGUGAAAUGACAGAGGAAAGGGAACCUCAACUGGAGACCCUGAGUGCUCCUAAGCUUGAAGCUCCUCUGCCCGAGCUCUCACCAGAACCAGAAUCCCCAGAACCCCCCUCUGCCCCUCCUUCUCCUGCCACAUCCUCUUCUCCUUCCCACUCCCCUCUCCCUCCCCUCUCGCUCCCAUCACCCCUGCAUCCUCCAGAGGAGCAGCAGCAGGAGGAAUCCCAGCCUCCGAGCCCCGUCGCACCCGCAUCACCUCACUCACCACCUGCCCCAGUCCCAGCCCCUGCCCCUGCCCCUACCCCUGCUCCUGCCCCUGCCCCAGCCCCUCCCCCUGCUCAGGCGGCCGUCCCCCAGCCCGCAACUCCCCCUCCACCCUCCCCUCCUCCCCCAGCCUCAGUUCAGAAGGAGUCUCCCUUACCGUCGCCAGAGUCCCCCGCCUCUCCCGAAGAGCCUCCACCUCCUAAGAUCACCUCUCUGCACCUCGCCCAGAAGCAAGAAGAUGCUGCCAUCGUUGGAGAGAGUGAGGAGGAUGAGAGCGAGAGCGGCGGGGAGGGCAUCUUCAGAGAGAGGGAUGAGUUUGUGGUGCGGGUGGAAGACAUCGGAACUCUCAAGCUGGCACUGCAGACAGGCCGUGAACCUCCACCCAUCUGGAGGGUGCAGAAAGCCCUGCUGCAGAAGUUCAGCCCAGAGAUCAAAGACGGCCAGAGACAGUUCUGUGCCACGAGCAACUAUCUUGGCUACUUUGGAGAUGCCAAGAGGCGGUACCAGCGAAUAUACGUGAAGUUUCUGGAAAAUGUCAACAAGAAGGACUAUGUGAGAGUAUGCUCGCGAAGACCGUGGCGCCGAGCCACACCUGCCCUCAGACGGCAAUCUCUACCCAGAAUGGCGUCCCCUCCUGCUAUUCAGGCACAGCCACGAGUGCCGGACAAAGAGGAGCGGGUGUCUCCUCAAGUCCAGCGGGAACAGAGGGAGAAAACGCGAACGGCCGCGGCAGCAAAGGAGCUUCGGGACAAGAAGGAAGCCCCGGUCGCUGUGCCUAAAGCCAAGGAGGACAAGAGAGAAACUGACCCUGACAGGGAAAAGGUGGAGAAACGGGUCUCCCCACAGCAGGAGAAGGCGGAGAAGAGGGUGCAGCUGCAGCAGGAGAAGGCGGAGAAGCGAGUGCAUGCGCAGCAGGACAAAGCGGAGAAGCGGGCCCCGCCGCAGCAGCAGGAGAAGGCCGAGAAGCGGACGCAUUCGCAGCAGGACAAAGCAGAAAAGCGAGCACACACGCAGCAGGAGAAGGCGGAGAAGAGGGUCCAUCCGCACCAGGAGAAGGUGGAGAAGCGCGUCGGGGCGUCUGACCGAGGCAGAGCAAAGGAGGACAAGAAAGGAUUCGAGAGGAAGGAGAAAGCCGAGCGACCACCCAAGACCAAGCCAACCAAAGUGAAGGCGGAACCACCCCCGAAAAAGAGGAAGAAGUGGCUGAAUGUACCUUCAUCCGUACCAUCAUCAUCAGAAUCGGACUCCUCGGAUGAAGCAGCGAGUGAAAAUGAAAUGCCAGUGAAGGGCGGCGUGAACAACCGUGCCAUGAGGGAGAUGUUCAGGAGCUACGUGGAGAUGCUGGUGAGCACGGCGCUGGAUCCAGACAUGAUCCAAGCCCUGGAAGACACCGACGAUGAGCUCUACCUCCCCCCGAUGAGGAAGAUUGACAGCAUCCUAAGCGAACAGAAGAGAAGGUUGUUGAGGAGAGUCAGCAUGAGCUCCCAACACCAGGAGGUUCUUCACGCUUACCCCCAAAUAAUUAUAGACCCCCUGGACAACGGAGUGGUGAGGGUGCGGCUGAGUGGCGACGCUUACAACCGUAAGACCCUCAACAGAGUCAAAAAGACCCUGCCUAAACCACAGACCAACACCAUUGAGCAGGCGGCCGAGGACCCGGGCCAAGAGGAAGUGGUGCAGCAGUGCAUGGCCAACCAGGGCUGGCUGGACACGCUCUUUAGCUCCUUCAUCGAGCUGCUCACACUCAGCACCAAAGUCUGAGUCAGCCUGCGAAGAGAGGCAAAGAGUUUCAAGUAAGCCCAUUCAAAAGAAAAGAAACAAACAACAAAAAAAAGAAACAUUCAUGGAAAGAGAUGGAUCCCACUGUACAGCCCCCUGACCCUCUUCAAAAUUCUUCAGAUCCGAGGAUAAAUUUUUAAGGCUCUUAUUGAACACAGGAGGGUCUGUUGUGACCUCGGACUAGCCUUCUUUUGUUUUUUUUUCUCCUUCCUUGUUGUUGAUCAGUGACUAAAAUGUCUUACUUUGUGAGAACGAGACCCUACCGGAUCAGGGGUCGCUGGAGGCGAAAGAGAGGGAAUUGUCCAUUGAUGAAAAGGGAGAGAGACGCACCACGGGAGGACAAAGAGGAGGAGCAGUCCACACCAAGUCAACCGAGGAGCCACUGACAUCUUGUUAACUGUGUGUCAUGAAGACAGUAGUUGAAAGAGAAACUGUUACCGCUUAGUUUUUACAUAAAUUAUUUUUUGAAAAGACUAACAUCAGCUGUUGGCUUUUGAAAAGAGUGGAAGAGGGUGAGAAUGCUUUUUAAACUGCGUGUAGAGUGUGCUGUGAGCAGUGAGAUCAUGGACUCCUCCACGGUGGAAAACAAUGGAAAGUGUUAAUAAAUGCUGUCGCUCUGUCAUUCUGUGCUACGUGAAGGGCAGCACCAGUCCGCUGUGUGAUAAUAUAUAAACACAUUUUUAUUAUUUAUAUGAGGAGGUUUUUAACUUAAACUCUCACAAGCACUGGUUUGCUGCCCUGACAUUUUAAAGUACCUUUUUAUUUUCCACAGGAUCAGUAUACAAUCAUAACCCACAUAUCUAAGUCGUCUUCCCCUCUAUACAGAAGAACAGACGUUGAGACAGAACUAUUGUAUUAAAUGCAGUGGGUGUAAAAUAACUAAAAAGGAAGAAAAGAAAAAAAAAAGGAAUAUGGCAGAAUCUAUUUGAAAUUAAACAUUGUUGUGCUUCAGUUCAAUCAUCAGUCAUGCAGGUGCAAAGAAAAAGAACUAUCCCUUUCCCAUGUGGAAAGAAGGAGUAUAAAUAAGUAAUAUUUAAAGAGGAAACAGUCAUUUCAUUUUUAUCAUUUUGAUGUUUGUGCAUACUAUGACUUAUUUUGAAAACAAUCUAAUUUUCCAUAAAAAAGGGAAAAAAAAGACGUGUAAAUAUUGUACAGUUCUUGAUGAAAUUCUUUGUCCUGUACAUGAACUCUCCUGUAUUUGAGAAAUGAAUAAAACAUACAAAGAACAAA